Myripristis murdjan (pinecone soldierfish) is the source of this 5687-nucleotide messenger RNA. RefSeq names its product RNA binding fox-1 homolog 2 (gene rbfox2). Gene Ontology annotation, cellular component: nucleus; cytoplasm. The record is from RefSeq and is a predicted model, not a curated record. The coding region runs from base 852 to 2240 and encodes 462 amino acids. Lineage: Eukaryota; Metazoa; Chordata; Actinopteri; Holocentriformes; Holocentridae. The transcript has 13 exons. Gene Ontology annotation, molecular function: mRNA binding. Gene Ontology annotation, biological process: regulation of alternative mRNA splicing, via spliceosome; nervous system development.
ACAAGAACACACCGGGAAAACGAAGAGGAAAUUAAAAAAAUAGUAAUAGGCGAGAGGGAGAAGGAAGCGCCGUAGCCCCCGAUGUUGUUUUGGGGGAAAUAUUUUUUUACGCAGUCUAGAGGACUUAACAUGGGGGAAAGAGAGAGCUCCUGACGAGGAUUGACUUUCAGUAAACCUCUGCUCUGUGGUAAAAGUCUGGCUAAUCGUCAGGGAGGAAAAAGGCGACAGGGAAGACAUGUUUUGGGAUUUUUUCGUCUUGAGGUUGCGGUAGGAUGUUCAUGAGCUCUCGAAACAGAUAAUCUCAUGAAGGAAAAAAACGCGUUUGUAGAAAUUGGGCGGUCGGUUCAAGACCCAUUGUUUUGAUCUGUGUUUGUUUAAUUGGUUUGUUAUGAUCUGAAAUAGCGUAGGCCCUGGGCAGCCUGCAGUAAAUACACGGCCAGGGGAACAUACUGCUGUAACACUGCUGGAAAUUAAACUGACCAUCUUAUUUUUAGAGGGCAUUGCUAAUUUGAAACGCUCCGUUUUGCGGUAGCGGCGUCGAUAAGCUGCUUGUUUUUAAAUCAAGCGCGGUGCUUGGAUCAAAUUGCUUGAUCAGAGAGCCAAAACAUUGUAGAUCCAUCAACUCUUAGUGGGGGUCAUACAAAGGCCCAGUGGAAAACAUCGUGCAGCCUAUGAUCUAGGCAUUAUUGCAGUAAAGCUAAAGCCCUUUUUCGCUUUCAAUUUUAAGACGAUUUUUAAAUACAGUGUAGGAAUCUUGCACAGACUGGCUUUAGCACCGAGCUGGCCAAGAAUAGGUGUCAGUCUUUUUAUUCCAGUUUAGAUCAAGGCAGGGAACAUAAGGAGAUUUUUAAAUGUUAAUGUCGACCGACGUUGCAUCCAUCAUGCUGCCUGUGUCCCGGGGUCUGAUGGACCGGGAUAGAGAGCUGGACACCAUGGCUGGAGUGCAUGCCAACCCGGGCGGUGCUCCUGCAGCCGUCCGGGGGAUGAAGCGCGGAGACCCGGAGCCCGACGCUCAGACACCGGCGGCUCUGGUGGAGUCGGCCGGCGCGGAGUGCAAGCGUCCCCGGAUCGACGGCUCUGGAGGGAUCGCCGAGGUUGGCCAGAACAAUGACCCCCUCACCCUUGGUUACCAUGGCUACCCGACUCAUAGUCAGGGCUCUCAGGAUAGUGCUGGUGGCCAGGAGGGUCUUGUGCCCCCGCCCUUCUCUGCGUUCCCACCACCUCCACCGCCACCCCCCCAGAACGGCCUGGCCUUGGACUAUGGGGGCAGCCUGUAUGCAGCAGGGGCUGUGCAGGGGCCCGUGGAGGCCGCAGGAGCAGCGAACACCUCCGCCAACGCCCCCAACAGCCUCAGUGCCCAACAGUCAGAUGGGUCCGCCCAGAUUGACGGCCAGUCAGGGGUUGGUUCAGGAGGAGGCGGUGGUGGAGGGAGUGUCGGGGAUGACUCAGAUGCCAAAGGGACCCCCAAACGCCUUCACGUGUCCAACAUUCCCUUCCGCUUCCGAGACCCUGAUCUACGACAGAUGUUUGGGCAAUUUGGGAAAAUCCUCGACGUUGAGAUCAUUUUCAACGAGAGGGGAUCCAAGGGCUUUGGCUUUGUAACAUUCGAAACGAGCGCCGAUGCAGAGCGGGCCAGAGAGAAGCUGCACGGCACCCUGGUGGAGGGACGUAAGAUCGAGGUCAACAAUGCCACAGCCAGGGUGAUGACGAACAAGAAGAUGACCACGCCAUACUCGAACGGAGAGGGGCUCGCAGCGCUACCAUACGGUAAUGCAUUAUCUGGAUGGAAGUUGAGUCCCAUGGUUGGAGCUAUGUACAGUCCUGAGCUCUAUACAGUACCGGGGUUUCCAUACCCAGCAGCAGCAGCAGCGGCUGCCUCAACCGCUGCGACCUUUCGGGGCGCUCACCUCCGAGGUCGCGGCCGGCCAGUGUACAGCGCUGUGAGGGCAGCUGUGCCCCAGCCUGCCAUCCCUACCUACCCUGGUGUGAUGGCCUAUCAGGAUGGUUUUUACGGUGCCGCUGAUCUCUAUGGUGGCUAUGCAGCGUAUCGUUACGCCCAGCCUGCCGCAGUAGCGACUCCCACAGCGGCGGCGGCGGCUGCAGCAGCAGCUUACAGUGACAGCUAUGGACGGGUUUACACGGCAGACCCCUACCAUGCUGCGCUCGCCCCAGCCGCCUAUGGUGUCGGAGCCAUGGCCACACUGUACAGGGGAGGCUACAGCAGAUUUGCCCCCUACUAAAGACACUACAUUUCCCAGGAGCUCCUCCCUUCUCUUGAAUUACUCUGAAAGAGCUCCUUCUGUCGUCCCGGAGGCGGACUGCACCCUGUUUACGGAGUGUUGAGUCCGCUACAGCAAAGAUAUUUCAGAUCCCGCCCCAGUGCAGUCCCACUUUUUCUUAUAUACGCUACUACAAAAAUAGAGGAAUGCUGUAUUAAAGACUGGUGGAAGGCCUUUGCAUUAAAAAAAAGAAGAAAAAAAAAACCAAGAACUAAAAAUGGCCGCCUAAUCUAUUGCACGGCUGUAUUAUAGUACCCCCCCUCCCGCCCCCCCCUUUUUAUUCCCUCAACACUCAGCAGCACAAGAAGCGAGAUGGAGCCCAGAUGUUCUUCCAAAGGCUGUAACUAGUGCAUGGAUAACUGACAUUUUAAACAGCUGUCACCCACGUAAAAGAGCGAGCCAAGUGCGAUGUGGCCCCGCUCACGCUCAACAUGUGAGGAAAACGAGCGGGAAAAGAGCAGUCGAGGAACCGAGAGGGUUUUUUCUUCCUCCACCCGCCCCACUCCCUGCAUUCGUUUGGCUUUUUUUUUUCCCCUCCCUGCCCAUAAAACUUUGGAGAGAGCGCGCGCAAAGAGCAAGAAGGUGCGCCGAAAAUAGCACCGCAGAAAAACAUUUUGGACCAGAACGACAAGAUGUUUAAAAUCACAAAACACGCCCCCCCCCCCCCCCCCCCCCUGACGGAUUUUUAUAAUUCCCUCUUGUGUGGGCGGUAAGGAGGGUAAUGACAAGAUCCGCACUCCCGCCGCGUUCGGAUCAGAGGGAGACGAAAACACGGUGGCUCGGGAAGGCGGCGUGGCGAUUUAUAGCGCUCUAGAAAUCACUUUGGAAAGCUGAAGGGGGGAGGGUUAUUAGAGCUGUACCUUACCUCAAGUUUUCUUAGUAUGUGGAUAUGGUGAACCUUUAAACUUAAAUUGUUAUGAUAUGCAAAGAAAUUAGUUUAGAGAAAAAAAGUUACCAAAUUAUUAUUGCUAUUAUUAUUAUUAUUAUUAUGAUUAUGAUUAUUCUUAUGACCAUCAUUUUGUUUGAUGCAGCUAAACAGCGCUCACUCUGCUGUUAUGGGACAUCGAGGCACCGUUGUGAACCUUGGGCUGAAUGAUGGGAGAAACGGGCAUCUGCAUAAUUCAUUUUACACCACUGACGAUACGAUAGCGUCCCGUCUCGACCCCUGAAUCCCACCUGCCAUGCACAAGGUUUCACUCCUCUGUACGUCACCACCACUGAACACUACACACACACACAUAUACGCACACACCACACACACUACACCGAGUAGAGCAAAAUGUUGUUUCUCGCCUAGCUGACAUUAGAUCCGGACACAGCCGACGCCAUCCAGUUCAUCACCAGGACCCCCCCCCGGGGGUUCGAGUAUGGGUUUAAUCCUCUUAGCGUUUCUAAUGCAGAGAUUUAUUGUUUGGGUUUCCCCUCACGCUCCAUCUUUUAUAGAGCAAGUCAAACAUUUAAACGAGUCUUCCUGAGGAAAAUAAUUAAGUUGGUAAAUAUAGUCGAGUAAUUACUGAGCAAGAGAGAUUCUGUCAGUGAGUCAGUAGAAAAUAUUUAAAAUGCAAAACACCAUACUAUUGUGCAUAUUUCUAUAUCCUUAAAGUCUAUUUCCAAAUGUGGCUGUUUUUUUUUUUUUUUUUUUUUUCUUUUUGGUUCCAAAGAUUUGUAGAAAGCACAUUUUUCUGCUUCUGUGUAUAAAUAUAUUAUCUCCGUUAUUGUUAUUAUCAUGAUCCUUGAUGAUCUUAUGGCUGUCUUUUGUUACUUGCAUUUAUGUUCUAUUUUUCUAUCUGUAAAAGUUGUUUUUUUGGGUUUUUUUUUUUUUUCUCCCUUCUUUAGUAAGGUGCAAGUUUUAUUGGACUCAUCGAGUUUUGAGUUUUGCUUUGGAGUGAUGUUUUUGAGCUGAAGGGACACCAGGGGAGGUACACUGAGGGAAAAAUAAGAAAUGCAUGUAACACUACCAAACUUGUUUUUCUUUCUGUUUUUUUUUUUUUUCCUUUGGUAUUUUAUUUUCUCAGUCAAAUAUUCAGUCAGUCCAGGCUUUUUUUUUCUUUCUUUUGUUUUUGUAUCGUCGUCGGUUAAUGAUGAUAGGGUUUGCUAGCAUGAGAUUUAAUUGUAUUUUAAAAAUUACAGGAAUGGAUGAAAACAUUUGGCCUUAUAUAUAUAUUUUUUUUAAUCGUCCAUAGUUUACAGGUGACUGAGCCCUUAGGAAUAAAUGAGCACAGGCCUGUGGCACUUCUCAAGGGCUGAAGCCAGUUGUUUUCUUCUUUUUCUUUGCCUUUUUUCCCCAUUUUGUCAUUUUAAUGUAUUUCUUUUUUUGUUUUUUUUUUGUUUUUUUUUUCAACGUGAGUCUCCUUGCAUUUCAAUAGUGAAAUCUGUCUGUUUGGUCAGUGUGACCGCUCCAGGUUUGAUGGAUGAAGACAUACACUAAAAUGUCUCAAAAGUGUUAAUAUUCCUGUAUGGUUAAAACCGAUCAUGUCAUUGUGGGAUAUGUACUAAGUACAAAGAAAUACUAAUGUUUAAAAUGCUGCAAAGUAAUGUUUUUCUUUCACUUUUGUAAUCAUUAACUCAUUUCAUCGCUCCCUUUUACGUUGACCACUUCUCAAAAAAACAAAACAAAAAUGAGUCAACAAGUCAGUUACUUUCUUUCUUCCUCGUAAAUGUGCUGCUGUUGGGUUUUUGCGUUGGCCACCUGCCUACGUUUUACUUUUUUUUUUUUUUUUUAAUAUGUCCAUAUUACUAUAGAAUGUUCUGUGUAUAACAUCCAAAAAAAAAAAAAAACAAGAAAGAAAGAAAACUUAGCCAAAGAUGCUAACGGCGGUCCCUCCAUUUUUCGGUUCCCGACUUGAGAAGUGCUACACAAACCACACAGAGACGGACUUAUUGAGCCACUGCAGGCAUGGACAACCAGCAUGAGCGGUAUUUGUCAAGUUUAAAAAAAAAAAAAAAAUUGUUUUGCAUGAUCUUGUGUCUUUCAUAUUCGACGUUGCGUUCCUCUUUACCACUAAACCCUAUGGAGAAUGAUGAGGCAGCUAGCUGUCGGAUGCUAACACCCGGGGGGGAGGCUGGCUGACGUCCCGGCGAAGAGGACGGCGGACGGGACGGGAUGAGAAAUAAAACGGCGGCUCCAUGGAGAGUGCAGGCCGAUCUCGAUUUCCUGUCACGGGUUUCUUGUCAUUGUAUUAUAUUAGCUGUGUGCUCAUUCUUCAUAGUCGCUAUGGUUUCCAAUGACCAGUCCUCCCCCUCUGUCAUGUCGAUAUCCCCCUUGACUGCCAUUAUCUUAUUUUGUUAUUGAAUGUCCAUAUAAAAUGUUUUAUAUAAAAAUGUUUUGUUGUGAUUAAGCAUUCAGUUUGUUUUGUUUUGUUUUUUUAUUUGGAUUUUCUGUUUAUUAAGUAAACUGGAGGAUAAUUA